GCGGUCUCGGUACCGCCAUGGCCGCGGGGCCGGUGCGGGGCCGGCGCGGAGCGCUCGGGCCGGGGGGAGCCGGGGAGCCGGAAUGCAAGCGAGUGUGCAGACUGCUGGACACCAUUCCACGGGAGGCCGGUGCCCAGCUGCUGGAUUGUGCCAUGGAUCUGGAUUCCAGGCAGAAAUUCCUCCCUGGCUCUGCUCCCUGGGCUGCAAAGACAAAGCACAAUUCCGUGAUUUUGGAAAAUCAUGGGAGCAAAGGCAAUUCCCAGCCCUGCCCGAGAUGUGUUGCUGGAGAAUCUGGCCACUUCAGUCACAUCCUGGACUUGUAGAAGUGCAGGUGGGGAAGAGGAGCAGCUCUGAUUUCCAGCUGGGAUCCCCGGGAUGCAGCUGGAUCCUGGAUCCUGCCCUGCCCUGCCUGUCUCAGCGCACCCCGGGGCCGCCCAGGGCGAAAAAUCUGCAAUUUUACACCUCCUCAAAAAUGCUUCUGCUCCUCAGGUAGCUCAGAAUGUGUCUAACAAGGACAAGGAAAGGCUGAUUUCAUGUUUGGGUAGCUCAGAAUUUGUAUAAAAAUACAGGAAAAGGCUGAUUUCAUCUUUAGGUAGCUCAGAAUUUGUGCAAAAAGACAAGAAAAUGCUGAUUUCAUGUGUGGGUAACUCAGAAUUUGUAUAAAAAUACAAGGAGAGGCUGAUUUCAUGUUUGGGUAGCUCAGAAUUUGUGCAAAAAUACAAGAAAAUGCUGAUUUCACGUUUGGGUAGCUCAGAAUUUGUAUAAAAAUACAAGGAAAGGCUGAUUUCAUGUUUAGGUAGCUCAGAAUUUGUCUGAAAUGGACAAGAAAAUGCUGAUUUCAUGUUUGGGUAGCUCAGAAUUUGUCUGAAAAGGACAAGAAAAGGCUGAUUUCGUGUUUAGGUAGCUCCGAAUUUGUAUAAAAAUACAAGAAAAGGCUGAUUUCAUGUUUGGGUAACUCAGAAUUUGUUCAAAAAGACAAGGAAAAGCUGAUUUCUUGUUUUAGACUGGUUGAGUUGAGCUGGCCUUGGGCCCAGAAUUCCAAAGGUUUUCCCAUUUUCCCUUGGAAAAUGCUCCUUUGGAAAACCCUCCUUGGACAGGGCCACAGGCUGGAAUGGGAGGGCGCAAAUUUUAAUUUUUUAAGUGUCUUUGCAGCUGCGAAAUCCAGGAAAAAUCCCGUUGAAGCUCACACUUAAAUCCCCCAAAAAAAUCUGUUUAUAAAGGCUUGAGGGAUGUGAUUCCUUGUUCCAUGUUUUCCAAGAGGGCUUUCUUAAAUCAGUCAGGCUGGGAACAAAUUGCAGUUUAAUUGCCUGCUCCACUGAAGGCUUUUAAUAGUGAUUAAAAAAAAAAAAUAAUAAAAAAAUAGAUGUGUUUGUAAUUUAUUUUGGGAUUUUCCAGGAUCAUAAAGCUGGCGCAGGCCGGGGCAGUGAAUGUUCCUUUAAAGCAGAUUUGUGUCAAAUCUGCAGUGGAGCCACAGAGUUAUUUUUGUAUGCCUUGCAGAACUCUGAAAUUCUGUUUUCUUGAUGGAAAAAUAUGUAAACUUUGUAUUUCCUCCUGCUGUGGUUUGUACACAGAAUAAGCAGAGCGAUGCUUUAUUUACUUGUAUAUAGAGAGAAAGGCCCCUGGGCUGUUUUUAAUUCAGGUUUAAAGGAUCUAAUUCUUAUUUUUAACUUUGUAUUUUGUAAAUAAAUUGUUCCUUACGAAAGCAGAAGCAUUAAACACUACUUUGGCUGCAGCGUGGAAUUGUCUGGCUG
This is a messenger RNA of Hirundo rustica (Barn swallow), 1751 nucleotides long. RefSeq names its product chromosome 8 C10orf143 homolog (gene C8H10orf143). NCBI's taxonomy places the organism in Eukaryota, Metazoa, Chordata, Aves, Passeriformes, Hirundinidae. The transcript is spliced from 4 exons. The coding region runs from base 18 to 323 and encodes 101 amino acids. The record is from RefSeq and is a predicted model, not a curated record.